This is a messenger RNA of Leishmania braziliensis MHOM/BR/75/M2904, 414 nucleotides long. Its product is annotated as putative vacuolar ATP synthase subunit. Gene Ontology annotation, molecular function: proton-transporting ATPase activity, rotational mechanism. The coding region runs from base 1 to 414 and encodes 137 amino acids. Lineage: Eukaryota; Euglenozoa; Kinetoplastea; Trypanosomatida; Trypanosomatidae. The transcript has a single exon. Gene Ontology annotation, biological process: proton transmembrane transport. Gene Ontology annotation, cellular component: membrane; proton-transporting V-type ATPase, V1 domain. The record is from RefSeq and is a predicted model, not a curated record.
AUGGCGAACUCUGUUCGCUACCGCAACGGUGAGCAGCGCAUCGUCGGUAUAAUCGGGGAUGAGGAUACAGUCACUGGGUUUCUUCUUGCUGGAGUCGGCGACAACCGAGUGAUGCUCAACCAAGGGGAGAACCCAGGCGAAGGGCAACGAAGGGGGUUUCCAGCAAAUUAUUAUGUCGUGAAUCCAUCGACUCCUUUAUCCGAGAUCGAAGAAGCAUUUACAACGAUGUGUGCGCGCAAGGAUAUCGGUAUCAUCAUCAUCUGUCAGCACAUCGCGAACGAUAUUCGCCAUCUUGUGGAAGAGCACAACAGUGUGAUUCCUUGCAUACUUGAGAUUCCAAGCAAGGGGCAAAAGUAUGACGCCGAGAAGGAUUUUGUGCUGGAAAAGAUCACUCGUGCGCUGGGUAUGCGGUAG